Plectropomus leopardus (leopard coralgrouper) is the source of this 4972-nucleotide messenger RNA. NCBI's taxonomy places the organism in Eukaryota, Metazoa, Chordata, Actinopteri, Perciformes, Serranidae. The record is from RefSeq and is a predicted model, not a curated record.
UGAGAUAUCUGUCGAUCUUCGGUGUUCUUCCUGGAUGCUUUAGCGGCGGAUUUAUGCGCCAAAAGGAGAGAAACGCACAGACGCUUCCUCCUUCCACCUUCCCAGGGAUUGACGGCUGGCCUGACAUCAUUGGCUGCUCGUUGGGAAUGAAUCAUCGUCUUCAUCAGGGGGGGUCAAGGAUGCUGUCACUGUCUCUGCACCCUUAAAAUACCACAGACAACACAAACCCACCCAGCCCCGGAGUGUCGCCGCUCUCUGAGAUCACACGGCCGCUUGUCGUCCGGAGCCAGCAUGGAGGAAAUCCUGCGAAAGCUGCAGAAAGACGCGUCCGGCCACAAGCACAAAGCUAUCCGCGAUGCCUGCGUCUACGCCUGCGAAACCCUGGAGUCUCAGAAUGGAUCGGCCAAGAUUUCCCCGUCACAACUUCGAGAGCGCUGUCUGCUGCCUCUACAGAUGGCUCUGGAGUCUAAAAACACCAAACUGGGACAGACGGCACUUACAGGAAUGCAGAAGCUCCUGUGCGAGGACAGGUUUGUGGGUGGAAUCGGCGUGGAGGUGGAGGUCCUGGAGAGGCAGCUGCUCAGCCAGAUGUUGGAGGCCAUCAGAAUCACCCCGUCCCUCCAUGAAGACCUGCAGGUGGAAGUCAUGAAGGUCCUGCUGUGUAUCACCUACUCACCAAACUUUGACAUCAAUGGAGACUCCAUCCUCCGCAUCGCUGAGGUGUGUAUCGAGACCUAUGUGUCCAGCUGCCACCAGCGCAGCAUCAACACGGCGGUGCGAGCCACGCUGAGCCAGAUACUGGGAGACCUGACGCUGCAGCUGCGACACAGACAAGAGGGUGCAGAUGGAGACGAGGUGACUGCACCGCCGCUGCACAGAAGAGACAUUUCCCCAACCAGCCAGGCUCUGUGUGAAGAUGUGGUGACAGUGCUGACAGUUUUCUGUGAAAAACUGGAGUCGGUGGACAGUGAUAACCAGCUCCUGCAGCUCCUCUACCUGGAGUGCAUCCUCUCCAUGCUCAGCAGCUGCCCUCCCACAAUGCACCUGUCCAGAGGUUUCACUGACCUUGCGGCAUGUCACAAAGAGCGCCACGUAUCCCAGAAGGCCGUUUCCUUCAUCCAUGAUGUUCUGACGGAGGUGCUGACGAGCUGGGCGGAGCUUCCACACUUCCACUUUAACGAGGCGCUGUUCAGGCCCUUUGAACACAUCAUGCAGCUGGAGCUGUGUGACGAGGACGUGCAGGACCAGGUGAUAACAUCCAUCGGCGAGCUGGUGGAGAUGUGCUCUCCUCAGAUCCUGUCAGGGUGGAGGCCUCUGUUCAGCGCUCUGCGCACCGUGCACAGCAGCAAGACCGACACCAAAGACUACCUGCUGGGAGAAUACUCCAUGGGGAAGUCCCAGGCUCCAGUGUUUGAUGUAUUUGAGGCUUUCAUCAACACCGACAACAUCCAAGUUUUUGCCAAUGCUGCCACAGACUACAUCAUGUGCCUCAUGAAGUUCGUCAAAGGCUUAGGAGAGGUGGACUUUAAGGAGAUUGGAGACUGUGUCCAUGUGUCAGGUCACAGCUCCACUGACCUCUGCCUGCCUGCGCUCGACUAUCUCCGCAAAUGUUCGCAGCUGCUGGCAAAGAUCUACAAGAUGCAGUCCAAGCCGGUGUUCUUGGGGGCGCGGCUCGCCAGCCUGCCAAUGAGGUCGCAGGAACGCUCAAUCAGCACUGAGGACGGGAUGGACUGCGUCCUGCAGGAGUUUGAUGAUGACACAGGUCUGAUCCAGGUGUGGAUUUUGUUACUGGAGCAGCUCACGGCAGCGGUGUCAAACUGUCCUCGCCAACACCAACCUCCGACCCUGGAGCUGCUCUUCACUCUGCUCAGAGAGGUCACCACAGUGCCAGGUCCGGGUUUCGCAAUCUUCUCCGUCAUCCAGCUGCUGCUUCCUGUGAUGUCACUGUGGCUGCAGCGUAGCCAUGGCGACCACUCCUACUGGGAUGUGGCAGCGGCAAACUUCAAACACGCCAUCGGCCUGUGCUGCGAGCUGGUGGUGGAGCACGUCAACAGCUUCAUACACUCAGAUAUCGGUUACGAGUCUCUGAUCAACCUGAUGUUGAAGGAUCUUUUCAAGCUCCUGGUGGCUUGUGUGUCUGAGCCUGCAGAGACCAUUUCCAGAGUGGGCUGCUCCUGCAUCAGGUAUAUUUUGGUCACAGUGGGUCCGGUGUUCACAGAGGAAAUGUGGAGGUUGGCCUGCUGUGCUCUGCAGGACGCUUUCUCUGCCACAUUAGAGCCUGUCAAGAACCUUCUGGCGUGUUUUCAUAGCGGAUCAGACAGUUUUUCUGGAGACGCCUGCGAGGUGAAGGUGGCGGCUCCAUCCCACUCUCCUUCAGCUGAGGCCGAGUACUGGAGGAUCAAAGCGAUGGCUCAGCAGGUUUUUAUGUUGGACACACAGUGUUCUCCGAAGACGCCCAACAACAAGGAGGGCUUCGAGCACGCUCAGUCCUGCGUUCUCAUCAUCGAGCUGCCGACUGACCAGCAGUCCAACGGACACACGCAGAAGAGGAAAAUUGGAAUCCCGUUCCGGACCAUCGUGGUGAGCCUGCUGUCCCACCAGGUCCUGCUCCAGAACCUCUACGACAUCCUGCUGGAGGAAUUCGUCAAGCAGCCCGAAGGAAAUGAAAGAGUCACACCUGUGACCUCUGACCCCAGCCGCGCCACGGCAGGCUUCCUGCGCUACAUCUCCAUGACGAACUUAGCCAUAAUCCUGGAUCUGCUGCUGGACUCUUACAGGACAGCGCGGGACUUUGACACUCGGCCGGGUCUGAAGUACCUGCUGAUGAAGGUGUCAGGCGUUUGUGGAGCGGCUAAUCUUUACCGUCAGUCUGCCAUGAGCUUCAACCUGUACUUCCAGGCGCUGCUGUGUGCCACACUGAGCCAAGCUGAGAGCAUGACGGCACAGCAGGUAAAGAGGAUGCUGUAUGAGGAAGAGGAGGGGAGCUCUGACUCUUCUCACCCUGGCUCGGCUUCCUCAGAGGACGAAGACAUCUUUGAAGAAACAGCACAGGUCAGUCCCCCUCGCGGCCGGGACAAACGUCACCACUGGCGAGCCCCAAUCCCGUCUCUCAGCGUGCAGCCGCUGAGCAGCGCAGACUGGGCCUGGCUGGUCAAACGCCUCUACAAGCUGUGCAUGGAUCUGUGCAACAGCUACAUCCAAAUGCACCGCGACCUGGAGAGCACGCUGGAGGAGACAGCGCUGCUGAGAGCAGGGGGACCAGGAGGUGGAGGAGAUCACGUUUUCUUCCUGCCUCUUUUUCAUUCGGAGACUUCUACGCCGACAUCAGCAGGCGGGCUGUCGGCGAGAGGGACGCCUUCAGAGGAAGGCGGGUACAGGUGUCAGGCUGCAGACAGCGCAGCAUCACCGGGAGACACACCCACACCCAGCCCGGGAUUCAGCUGCACAGGCAGUCUGCCGCACCACUUCCGGACCGGAGGCGAGAGGAGGGAUUCGAGCAUCACAGCGAGCUCUGUAGGAGGAGGUCCUGGCAGUGCUGGACAGGGACGUAGAAAGGAAUGGUGGGAAAGCGCCGGGAACAAACUGUACACUAUUGCCACAGAUAAAACCAUCAGCAAGCUGAUGAUGGAGUACAAGCGCAGGAAACAGCAGCAGCAGCAGCCGCAGCAGAGUCACGUCAACCUGUUCAUGAAGGAGCAGGGUCGUGCGGCUGCGGGAGGAGGAGGUGUCGAGGAGAGGAGGGGCCCCGUGGAGUCACAGAGGCCUCCACAGAGGCCCCAACAUCUGGUGGACCAGCAGGUUCCCUCCUUGAGGCACUCGGUCAGUGCGGGGCCGGAGGUUUUGAGGCAGGAGAAGAGACCGCGGUCAGGAUCCACCAUCAGCUCCCACAGCAUCUCUCUGAGGGACUCGGAGGCUCAGAUCCAGGCGUGGACCAACAUGGUCCUGACUCUCCUCAAUCAGGUCCUCCUCCUGCCAGAUUCCUCGUUCCUGGCGCUCCAGCCGGCGCUCUACCCCUGCCUCAGCCAGCUGUCCUGCCACGUGACUGAUGCCCGGGUCCGCCAGGCGCUGCGUGAGUGGCUGGGCCGUGUUGGAAGACUCUAUGACAUCAUUGUGUGACACUGGAAGAAAUGCAAAAGCGCUGGACGAAGAGCGCAGUCUGUCUGUCAGCGAAGGACAUAAACAGGUGAAAGGUGGAUUAACUUUGGUUGAUGCUGUCGUGGGACGGCGCCGCUGUGCUAUAGAUUGAUGAAAGGUUUGAUUGGCUGAUGAUGCAAUGCAAAGGCAGACUGUGACAUCAUAAUGUCACAUACUGUUGAAUUGUCGCAACUGGGCGAUGAAAAAACUGAUGUCAUCUCGUGGAUUUGUGGCACUAAAAUGGUGACUUUUAAAGAUCUGUAUGUGACAUUCAGAUCAUUAAAUUAGCAGCAGACCACUAAUCGUUAUGUGCAGGUAGUUGAGUAUCGGCGUCCUGACCAGAGAAUGAAGGCAUCUGAGCUUCUCUGUUCAUUAUUGUGGUCGACGGUCCGGCCCCCGGUGCAUGUUAGUGCAUGUGAGUCCCACUGGCUAGCUAACCGCCGCCGCUCUGCACUGCGCUCGUAUGGCAGUUACCGUUGAUAUUGGGACGACAUCUUCAUGAAAGCAAAGUGCUCGCCUUCCGGUUCCCCCGUGUUUAUGGAGUUAGCACUGUUUGCUGCUAUCCACUGGCUACACCACCUCCAUGUUGAGAAGUGUGUGCAGACAAUCCCGCCACAGACUGAAUCAUAGAUAUGCUCUGAAUGUCACAUGCAGCUCCUUUAAAAAUGGAGGAUUUGAUUGGCUGAUAAAGGAUGCGUCAAGAAUACUGAUGUAGUUGGUUUGAAGGACUCUUUGUGUAAAAUCGAAGUGAAUUUGAAAAAUGAAUGUGCCCGCUCUGCCUCUUGUUCUUUAGUUGUUGUUCAUCCUUCCCACACACACACACACACACACACACACA